Molecule: messenger RNA, 973 nt
Organism: Manis pentadactyla (Chinese pangolin)
Lineage: Eukaryota; Metazoa; Chordata; Mammalia; Pholidota; Manidae
Product: histone H2B type 1-M
Exons: 1
Coding region: 502-882 (126 amino acids)
Cellular component (GO): nucleosome
Molecular function (GO): structural constituent of chromatin; protein heterodimerization activity; DNA binding
Source: RefSeq, a predicted model, not a curated record
GUGAAUUUUGAGUUACGGAGCGUUAGGCACCCCAACAUACUGAUGAGCUGUUUUUUCGAUUGGUUAAAUGGGAUACGCUUCUCAUAAACCGCUACUCGCCCGCCACCCCAGCAUUUGAAGACAAACAGUAGGGCCUGGUACCUGGUACCAGGUGUCUACUGUUGUCUCCACCCACUAACCUAAAACUAACGUUCCCGUUUUGUCUGCUCUCCGAAAAAUCCAGUAAAUAAAGUUGCUUGAAAAGGAUAAUUUAUAGUAGCGUUGGGUAGCCUAGUCUCGGCCUUCUGAUUGGGUUGAAGCAAAGUAACGAAAUAGCCAAUGAAAGGGUAGACGUACAAGUACCAUUUAUUUUUCGCAUUUGUGACGACACACUGAAAUUAACCCAAUCGUAAGUGACACUUUACUGACCUCAUUUGAAUACCGCAUCUAUAAAUAAAUGUGUCUUUACCCGCGGUGAUUAUUUUUUAAGGUGUUAAUGGUAGUGUAACUCUUGACGCUGCAAUGCCAGAACCCACGAAAUCUGCUCCGGCCCCAAAGAAGGGCUCCAAGAAGGCGGUGACCAAAGCGCAGAAGAAGGACGGCAAGAAGCGCAAGCGCAGCCGCAAGGAGAGCUACUCGGUGUACGUGUACAAGGUGCUCAAGCAGGUCCACCCCGACACCGGCAUCUCGUCCAAGGCCAUGGGCAUCAUGAACUCGUUUGUCAACGACAUCUUCGAGCGCAUCGCGGGCGAGGCGUCGCGCCUGGCGCAUUACAACAAGCGCUCGACCAUCACCUCCAGGGAGAUCCAGACCGCCGUGCGCCUGCUGCUGCCCGGGGAACUGGCCAAGCACGCCGUGUCCGAGGGCACCAAGGCCGUCACCAAGUACACCAGCUCCAAGUAAACUUGCCAAGUAAGCUUCCUUAUACCUAACCCCAAAGGCUCUUUUAAGAGCCAAGCAUGCUUUCAUUAAACGAGUUGUAAUUUAUUGCAAA